AUGACAGAAAGAAUAGAGGCUGAGGUUCCACCUGCGAUAGGGGAGUACUUUCUCCCAUCCGCUUACACCUCGCCAUCAUGCAUAACAUUGCCUACCACUGCCUCAACACAAUUUGAAAUCAAGUCCAGUUUGUUACAAACACUCCCAUCAUUCUAUGGACUUGAUAACGAGGACCCAUAUCGGCAUUUAGGGGACUUUGAAGAGAUUUGCUCCACUGUUAAAAUUCAGCACUUCACUGAUAAUGCCCUUAGGUUGAAGCUAUUCCCAUUCUCACUUAAAGAUAAAGCCAAAUACUGGCUUAAUACUUUGGCACCGAAUAGCAUCACCUCUUGGGAUCAAAUGAAAAAUGAGUUUUUGAAAAAAUACUUUUCCAUAGGCAAAACAAAAGAAAUUCGCCAAGAACUCACUAGUUUUUAUCAAAAAGAAGGCGAACAAUUUCACCAAGCAUGGGAGAGGCUUAAUGAUAUUAUUAGGAGUUGUCCACACCACCAAGUUCCUAAAUGGCAGUUAGUCCAAUGUUUCUACGAUGGACUAUGCGAACAACACCGAUAUAUGGUGGAUGCCUCAUGUGGAGGCACAUUUAUGCUUAAGAAUGAGAAUCAGGGGUGGGACUUGUUUGGGCAGUUAGCGGAGAAUUCACGACACCGAGCUGCAUCAUCUCGCACAAAUAGGACAACUUCUACCUCUUCAAAACAUAGUGGCCUUUAUGAGGUGGGCCGCUCUGAUGAUCUUUCCUAUAAGGUAGAUGCAUUGACCCGCAAGUUUGACACUUUCUUAUCUUUGGGUCAUGGUCCUUCACAUUCUUCACCUCCUGCUGCUGUUGCGGAGGUCUGUCAGUUGUGCUCCAGUCCGUGCCAUCAAAUAAAUGAGUGCCACAUGGCAUCUCAAUUUCCAGAAUUUCUUCAAGAGCAUGUGAACGCAGCCCAGGGGUUUGGUAGGCCAGCGAAUGACCCCUAUUCUCAUACUUACAACCCCGGCUGGAAGAAACAUCCCAACUUUGGAUGGCGACAGCCAGACCAAGGGCAACCAUUUGCCCAACCUAUGAGGCCUUCAUUUUCUAAUACUUCCAACACACAGGCCUAUUGUCCACCACCUGCACCACCCCAGUACCAACAACCUCCUGCUCCUCCUGCAUCCUCCCAAAGGACACCAGCUUUUGAGGAGCAAAUGUUGAAGGCCAUGGCUGAAAUGAGAGCCGAUUGCCAACAAAUGAAAGCUGACUCUCAAUUGCUUUACUCCCACUCUCAAUCCAUUGCCAAGAUGGAAACCCAAGUGGGUCAGCUAGCUAAUGCUCUUAACCAUCGGGAUGAGGGAAGAUUACCGAGUCAGCUAGUGGCUAACCCAAGAGGGAUGCACCAUAUUGACAAUUCGCAAGGUCACGAACAAGCGAAAUUAGUUGUCACCCUCAGAAAUGGGAGAGAUGUAGAGACCCGCCCGGAGGAGGUCAAAGCGAAGGAGAAAGUGUCUCCACCUGUCGCUGAGAGGUCUAGGGUUGAUAAGAGGUCUAAGGAGAAGGAGACCGAUCCAGUGUCUAUAGUUGUUCCGGGGUCAUCUGAGACCCCAUCUUAUAUUCCUAAGGCACCUUUCCCAAUUUGCCUGAAUGCACCUUCACCCUUUCGCAAGAAGGGAGUAUCCACUGAUAAUAUCAUGGAGGUGUUCAAGCAAGUUAAGAUGAACAUCCCAUUGCUCGAUGCCAUUGACCAAAUCCCAUCUUAUGCCAAGUUCCUCAAGGAUUUGUGCACUCAGAAGCGGAAGGCUCGAGCAAAGUUUUUAGAGCCCAUCCCCAUUCCUCACCAAGUUAGCUCUGUUCUUCAAUCUAACACUGCCCCUAAGCUUGCUGAUCCUGGUGUGCCCACAAUCUCUUGUGUCAUAGGCAAUCACUUUAUUAGUAGGGCACUAUUAGAUUUAGGGGCAAGUACCAAUCUUUUACCGUACUCUGUGUACGAGGAGUUGGGGCUUGGUGAGUUGAAGCCCACAUCGGUUACUCUGCAGUUGGCCGAUCGUUCUGUGAAAGCCCCACGGGGUAUGUUAGAGGAUGUCCUUGUCAAGGUGAACAAUUUCUACUUUCCUGCUGAUUUCAUUGUCCUUGACACAGAGCCAGUCCACCCCACAGCCCUUAAAUCUCAAAUGCCUGUCAUCUUGGGUCGUCCCUUUUUAGCCACGGCCAAUGCACAGAUUUCUGUGAGGAGUGGAGUGAUGGAGGUAUCAUUCGGCAAUAUGAAGCUGAGUCUGAAUAUGUAUUCGGCCACUCGACAGCCUCAUGAGGAGGAAGACUGCUUUGCAGUUGAUGUCGUUCAUGAGUUAGUAGAAGAGGCGUUGCCGUACAUUUUGGUUGAGGAUCCUCUUGAGGCAUGUCUUGCCCACUUUGGCUAUGAGGAGUUCGAUAUUGACCAAUCCAUUGCUGAGGUCAAUUCUUUAUUAGACCUUGCACCUUGUAUGGCCAAACCUACCUGGCGAACUCCUUUCGAGCCUUUGCCUGCUUUGUCUAGCACUCCAGCUUUUCCCUCCAUAGAAGCCCCACCGAAGCUUGAGUUGAAGCCUCUCCCGGCUUCUCUGAAGUAUGUUUUUCUUGGCCACGAUGACACCUUGCCCGUGAUCAUUGCCUCUGACCUUUCUUCCGAGCAAGACGGUCAAUUACUUAAAGUGCUUAAAAAGCACAAGGGUGCGAUAGGGUGGUCAGUGGCCGACCUCAAGGGUAUUGAUCCCUCUGUUUGCAUGCAUCGCAUUCAUUGCGAGGAAAAUGCAAAACCAUCAAGAGAGAUGCAAAGGAGGUUGAACCCUAACAUGAAAGAGGUCGUUAUGAAGGAGGUGGUCAAAUUGCUGGAUGCGGGUAUCAUAUACCCCAUCUCUGAUAGCAAGUGGGUGAGUCCCACUCAAGUAGUGCCCAAGAAGUCAGGCAUUACUGUCGUUGAGAAUGACAAGGGUGAGCUUGUGCCCACACGCAUGACAACUGGUUGGCGUGUGUGUAUUGAUUAUAGGAAGCUCAAUUCCAUGACUAGGAAGGAUCAUUUUCCACUUCCAUUUAUUGAUCAAAUCCUAGAGAGGUUAGCGGGCCAGAGCUAUUAUUGUUUUCUGGAUGGCUAUUCCGGAUAUAACCAAGUGGCCGUUGACCCAGUGGAUCAAGAGAAGACUACCUUCACCUGUCCCUAUGGUACUUACGCUUAUCGGCGCAUGCCUUUUGGCUUGUGCAAUGCACCUGCGACCUUUCAAAGGUGUAUGAUGGCUAUCUUCUAUGACAUGGUGGAGGAAUUUCUAGAAGUAUUCAUGGAUGACUUCUCGGUCUUUGGGGCCUCCUUUGAUUCAUGUCUCCAAAAUCUUGCAAAGGUGCUUAAACGGUGCGAGGAGACUAAUCUGGUCCUAAGUUGGGAAAAGAGCCAUUUUAUGGUUCAGGAGGGGAUUGUUCUGGUCCCUCAUGCCAUUUAUUAUGCGAGUAAGACCCUCUCCGGUGCGCAGUUGAACUAUACCACUACGGAGAAGGAAUUACUCGCUGUGGUCUUUUCCCUUGACAAGUUCCGGUCCUACCUUUUAAGGUCGAAGGUCGUAGUAUACACUGAUCAUGCCGCUUUGCGGCAUUUACUUUCUAAGAAGGAGACCAAACCUAGGUUGAUUAGGUGGAUUCUGCUCCUUCAAGAGUUUGAUGUGGAGAUUCGAGACAAGAAAGGAUCUGAAAAUUCUGUAGCAGACCAUUUAUUAAGGAUCCUAGUGGAUGCCUCUGGUGACACCUUGCCCUUCAAGGACUCAUUCCCCGAUGAGCAGCUCUUCGAGGUGUCACAAGUGCGACCCCCAUGGUAUGCACACAUAGUCAACUACCUAGCCACAGGCGCGCUUCCCUCUCAUUGGUCCAAGCAUGACAAGGACCGUUUCUUUGCGCAGGUUAGGCACUAUUUUUGGGAGGAUCCAGAACUCUUUAAGUUGUGUUCGGACCAGGUGAUUAGGAGGCGCGUUCCUGAGACUGAGUACCAUAGCAUUCUCACCUUCUGUCAUUCACUUGAGUGCGGAGGGCAUUUUAGUGGGAAAAAGACGGCGGCGAAGGUCUUACAAAGCGGUUUUUAUUGGCCCACUCUAUUUAAGGAUGCAUAUGUGUUUUGCAAGGCAUGCCUUAAGUGCCAGAAAACCGACAAUAUUUCGCGCCGUGAUAUGAUGCCAUUGUCCUCCAUCCUUGUUGUGGAGAUGUUUGAUGUUUGGGGGAUAGACUUCAUGGGUCCGUUUCCGUGUUCGCAUGGGAACGCGUAUAUUCUUGUGGCAGUGGACUACGUGUCCAAGUGGGUGGAAGCAGUAGCCACCAAGACCAAUGACCACAAAGUUGUGGUCAAGUUUCUUCAAAGUAAUAUUUUUACUCGUUUUGGCUAUCCGCGGGCGAUUAUUAGUGAUGAGGGCACCCAUUUUCUCAAUAAACACUUCGCCGCCCUGGUGCGAAAGUAUUCUAUCACUCAUAAGGUGGCAACACCUUAUCACCCUCAGACUAGUGGGCAGGUUGAAGUGUCAAAUAGGGAGAUUAAACGCAUACUUGAAAAGACGGUUAGGCCCGAUCGAAAAGAUUGGUCUUUAAGGCUCGAUGAUGCUUUAUGGGCCUACCGUACAGCUUAUAAGACCCCUAUUGGCAUGUCUCCUUACCGGUUAGUUUUUGGUAAGGCAUGUCAUUUGCCCGUUGAGUUGGAGCAUAGAGCUAUGUGGGCCAUUAAGAAGUUUAACUUCGAUAUGGCCACUCUAGGGUUACAUCGUAAGCUCCAGCUUGCUGAACUGGAAGAGUUGCGCAAUGAAGCAUAUGAUAGUGCACGUAUAUAUAAGGAUAGGACUAAGGCAUUUCAUGAUAAACACAUUGUUAGAAAGUCCUUUGAAGUUGGUCAAAAAGUGUGGCUCUUUAAUUCUAGACUUAAACUUUUCCCGGGUAAGUUGAGGUCACGGUGGGAUGGUCCAUAUGUUGUCAUUCGUGUUUUCCCCCACGGAGCUGUAGAGAUUAAGGAUCCACGUGUUGGUAAUGUUUUCAAGAUCAAUGGCCAAUUGCUUAAACCUUACGUGGAAGGAAUUGGUGAUGGCGUGGUGGAUGGUGCCACAGUGGAGUCCAUUACUUUGAUGGACCCAAUUUAUAUAGAUUAGUG
Rhododendron vialii is the source of this 5099-nucleotide messenger RNA. RefSeq lists its product as uncharacterized. Bases 1 to 5097 code for a protein of 1698 amino acids. Gene Ontology annotation, biological process: DNA integration. The record is from RefSeq and is a predicted model, not a curated record. The transcript has a single exon. NCBI's taxonomy places the organism in Eukaryota, Viridiplantae, Streptophyta, Magnoliopsida, Ericales, Ericaceae. Gene Ontology annotation, molecular function: nucleic acid binding.